Molecule: messenger RNA, 747 nt
Organism: Paraglomus occultum
Lineage: Eukaryota; Fungi; Glomeromycota; Glomeromycetes; Paraglomerales; Paraglomeraceae
Source: the annotation of a GenBank genome assembly
AUGGAUCGAAACUACGAUCAGCGACGUACUACCCCACCAACAGAUUAUGGCUACUCUUCUACCUCGCGAGAUUUAUCCUUCUCUAGUCGCCACGACUCGGCCUCAUCCUCUUCCUAUGCAACAGAAAGAGAUUCCGGUUAUUCUUCUACUUCGCGAGAUUUAUCUUCCUCUAGCCGUCAUGAUAGAGACGAUCUCUCACAUGCUGCCUUUCGAGGACAAGUACCCUACAUAACUCCCAGAGAUUCGCGGCCUCCCUUGUUAGUAAACAAUCUUCCACAACAGGCUUAUGAUCGGAGACCUCCGUAUCGCAACUUGUCAAACUAUAAUUCAUAUCAGCGUAUGACUGGCCCAUCUCCGCGAGAGUUUUCUGGGUCAUUCAAUAAUACUUCUUAUUCACGCGGACAGGCGUAUCAUAACUCCUAUCAGAGACCGCCUUUUGGCAAUAAUUCAUACAAUGCUCCUCCUCCUCAUAGAACCCAGAAUAAUUACUAUCCACCAGCUAAGCCAAUGCAGAUUAUUUCAUAUGCACCUGAAUACGAGGACAAGAUGGCCAGAUACAGAUUGGAAGGACAACGACUGCGUGAGUCGGAAAUAACUCUGGAUGCAAGCGUACGGAAAGCUGAAUGGGAGCUGCAGAAAGCUGAAUGGGAAUUGGAAAAGGAAAAGCACAAGACCAGCCUGGCUACCAACAUGAUAGAAAAGCUGGGAGGUGUAGACGGUUAUGAAGAGGCUGUCGAGUCGUCAUGA